Molecule: messenger RNA, 1224 nt
Organism: Geodia barretti
Lineage: Eukaryota; Metazoa; Porifera; Demospongiae; Tetractinellida; Geodiidae
Source: the annotation of a GenBank genome assembly
UUAACAUUGAGGAAGCGAUGGCUAAGGCUGCCAAGGAACAGGCUGUAAAAUAUGAGGAGAUGCUACGAGAGGUACACCAGGCUGGGGUAGUGGCCCUGGAGGCUGAGAGAGAGGAGGAGAGAGGGAGACAUCAGGAGGAGGUGGAGAGACUCAGGGAGGACUUUGACACCAGACUGCACCAAGAGUUGGAGGAGUUGACCCAGUCCCACAAAGCAGAAGUCGGUCUCCUGCAGCAGCAGUACCAGACACAGCUGGACUCACUCACCCUCUCCCACCAGCAUAAUAUGGCUCAGGCCGAGAGGUGAUUGAGAAGAGUGUGAGGACGAAACAGAAGGAGUUCCAGUCUCGACUCCAGCAGCUACAGAAUGAACACACCACCCAACUCAGAGUGGUGGAGGAGGAGGGGACAGAGAGAGUUGCACAGGUACAUCAAGAGCUGGAGAGAGUUAAGGAGGAGCUGGUGCAAGUGAGGGAGGUUGUGGAGCAGCAGCGAGGAGUUCUGAGAGAGAGAGAGGAGGAGAGGGAGAGACUGAGUCUCCAGGUCCAGGCAGCUGUAUCAGGAGAAAGGGAUAGGGAGGACCAGAGGGACAGACAGCACCACGAAGACACUGCCUCUCUUGCCAUCCUCCAGAAACAACUGAGUGCUCUCACCAAUGAGAAGGAGGCUCUGGAGUCAUGUCUGGUGAUGCUCCAGUCAUCAGUGUCGGGGUGUGUCCAGUUGGCCAGCCUCGUGGAGCAGACUCUCUCCCCUCCCUCCUCCACAACCACCGCCUCCCAGCUCUGGCACACUCCUUCUGCUAUAGUGCAAGACAGAGGAGUAGAGAGAAGCAGUGAUGUUAGGGAGGAGGGGGUGGCAGAGGGGGAGGAGAGAGAGGAGGACACUCUUACCCCUCCUCCUCCUCCUCCCACAACUACCCCUGCUCCAGGUCACACCAGUGGAGCAGUGAGUGUGGCUAGUACUGGUUCAGUCAUGUGGACCAAGAGUGCCACAAACCUUCUCUCCAGUGGAUCCCUUCUUAGACAGGUUUGACAACAUACACAUACAUACAUACAUACAUACUGCUGUCUGCUUUGCAACUGUGUACUUAUCCGCAGAGCAAAGAAUAGCUAUCAUGUGUAUGUUUACUUGGCUGGACAUACUAUCGCUCUCAGUAAUACCUGCUUUGCAUAAUCAAAUUUGUUGCCUAGCACAACUAAUCCGGGAUAAAUUCUAUACUUAGGUAC